Messenger RNA from Panonychus citri (citrus red mite), 2310 nucleotides. RefSeq names its product caseinolytic peptidase B protein homolog. Gene Ontology annotation, cellular component: mitochondrion; cytoplasm. Gene Ontology annotation, molecular function: ATP binding; ATP hydrolysis activity; protein binding. The transcript is spliced from 4 exons. Lineage: Eukaryota; Metazoa; Arthropoda; Arachnida; Trombidiformes; Tetranychidae. Gene Ontology annotation, biological process: cellular response to heat. Bases 251 to 2062 code for a protein of 603 amino acids. The record is from RefSeq and is a predicted model, not a curated record.
GGAAUAUCAAGUGAACUUGAUUUUUAAUUAUUUUAUUAGAUUGUUCAGUUUACUCAUUUGUUGAGUUUAAAUUAAUUUAAUUGCUGUUUCAUUGUUUUUGGUUGAUUUUUUUAAUUGUUCAUCGUCAUUUUCAUUGACUUGUGUGGUUUUCAUUGGAAUGGAUUUUAUUGAUUGGGAAUAAUUAGCUGAUUUUUGGUUAAUGAUUUGAUGUUCAAGUUUAUUGUAGUGAUCAGAGGAUUAUCAAGUUACUAUGUUCAAGUUGAUUGUCAACCGAGCUUUUGUUAGAAAGUUACUACGUUCUAAUGAAAGUCAAUGUAACAAUUUCUCAAGACAAUGGAGGCAAUUUAAUCGACAAUCAAAUAACCACCGAAAAGAAAGUAGAUUAUUUGACAAAUUUUCUCCUAAACUUUGGUAUUUUGCUUCAUUUCUAUCGAUUGGUUAUCUAUUCAAAGAUCAUUAUGAUCUAGUUACAGUUCAUGCUUUCAACUAUUCUAAAGAAUCAACAAAAAUUGCUCUUUUCUUUGAAGCCUGUCAAACUGGAGAUUUAUCAACAGUUAAAUCAAUUAUCCAUGAAAGUUACAAUUUCGAUGUUAAUAUCCGUCAUCCUUUAGGCUGGACUCCUCUUCAUGUUGCCGCUGUUAACGGUAAUGUUAAAAUCGUUAAAUAUCUCAUCGAGUUGGGUGCCAAUGUAAACAUCGAAGAUUAUUAUACCAUUCGAAGUGCUAAUGAUUUAGCUAAAGUUCAAGUAAGACGAAGUGAAUUCAAUAUACUUCUCAGGCCGAGCAAGAACUACGAAGGUUGUACACCUCUUCAUUAUGCAAUUCUGAUUGAUGAUCUGGAAACUGUCAAGGUGCUAACCGAUAAUGGAGCUGAUCCUUAUUACGCCAAUAAAUUAGGCCAUAAACCGAUUGAUUAUAUUGACCCUGAAAAUCAAUUAAUGGUCGACCAUUUGAAUAGAUAUUCAGCCAAAUAUGAGGAGCUUGAAAAGAAAAGACAAAUGGAAGAGAGGAGGAAAUUCCCUCUCGAGAAAAGAUUGAAACAAUUUAUUGUUGGACAAGAAGCUGCUAUUUCCAUUGUCGCUUCAACAAUUAGACGUAAGGAAAAUGGUUGGUUUGAUGAGGAUCAUCCAUUGGUGUUUCUAUUUCUUGGAUCAUCGGGAAUUGGGAAAACAGAAUUAGCUAAACAAGUAGCUAAAUAUAUUCAUCAAAACAAUUCGAAAGCUUUCAUUCGUUUGGAUAUGUCAGAAUUUCAAUCGAAAGCAGAGGUUUCUCGUUUUAUCGGUUCUCCACCGGGUUAUGUUGGCUAUCAAGAGGGUGGACAAUUGACCAAAGCAUUACAAGAAUGUCCAAAUGCUGUUGUUUUAUUUGAUGAGGUUGAAAAGGCUCAUCCUGAUGUAUUAACAAUCAUGUUACAACUUUUUGACGAAGGUCGACUUACCGAUGGUCAAGGGUCGACAGUUGAAUGUAAAGAUGCGAUUUUCAUAAUGACCUCAAAUCUUGCCAGUGAUGAGAUCGCUGAAUAUGGACUGCAAUUGAGAAAAGAGGCCAGAGCUUUAUCACUGAAGAAAUUAAAUCUAAAUGAAACUGACAUUUCCAAUUCCCUAGGUGAUGUAACGGUUUCAGAAAAUUUCAAGGAGAAAAUAGUUCGGCCCAUUUUAAAGUCACAUUUUCGACGUGAUGAAUUUCUCGGUAGAAUCAACGAAAUGGUCUAUUUUUUACCAUUUUCCGAGAUUGAACUUAACCAAUUAGUAACUAAAGAAUUGGAAAGUUGGUCUAAACGAGCACAAGAACGACAUGAGAUCAAAUUAUCCUGGGAUUCUGAGGUAAUUCAGCUUCUUACCUCAGGUUACAAUGUUCAUUAUGGUGCUCGAAGUAUUAAACAUGAAAUUGAACGUCAAGUAGUUAAUCAAUUAGCCGAAGCAUAUGAAUCAGGAUUAAUCGCAAGUGGAUACGAGGUUCACCUCACCGUUACCGAAGACAAACCCAAAGAUGAAAACGAUAAACCAAAAUCUCACCUGAAAAUGAACAUAAAAAAACCCGGAAAAUUUUUCCGAUCAAGUUAAUUGCUUUUCGUUUGCUCAAUUAAUUGAUAAAUAAUAGAAAACAAAAAGUAAAAGUAAACAAUUUAUUAAGUGUUAAUCAUCUUCUCAAGUUGCACAAUUAACUUUUACUUUUCGAUUUCUAAUUCUACCACCAAUCUUUUCCCUUUCCAAUUCUCCUUCUAAUCCAAGGCCAAUCAUCUGUAGAUAAAUUAACUGUAAAUAUCAUUUAUUUAAUUCUUUCAAAAGUAAUUAAACAAUUCCAUCAAUUA